CACUGUCUUUCCAUUUCGAUAAUUGGCCUGAGAGAGAGAGAGAGAGAGAGAGAGCGAGAGAGAGAGAAAGCUCGAUCGGGAGCUGGAAUGGCGGACGCAGCGGUGGAAUUCCUGCUAGGAAAUCUCCAGCAGCUGCUGCUGUACCACACGCAUUUAAUCAAAGGCGCUAGGGAUCAAGUCGAGCAGCUGGAGAACGAUUUACGCCUCUUCAAAGCCUUCCUCAGGGAUUCCACAAAAAAGAGGCGUAAGGACGACAGCUUUCGAGAGGUCGUUCGCCAGAUACGCGAUGUUGUUUACGAUGCUGAGGAUAUUAUUGACGCCUUUGUGACUCAGGCGACCGAGAGUAAGUCUCGGAAUUACUUCAUUCAAGCUUUCAAAAAACCGGUGGAUCUCCAUGGCAUCGCAAGUCAGGUCGAGUCCAUCAGCGGUAAAGUUAAAGAGAUCUACGACAAGAACAAGCUCGAUUUUGGUAGCCUCAAUGUCGCCGAUGGAGGUGCUGAAGAAACUGAGGUCCCUCUGGUUAGACAAGAAAACGUGGUGGGUUUUGAAGAUGAGGCUCGUAAGAUAAUAGGAUAUCUUACUGAAGAGAAACAGGAGCUUGACGUCAUCUCUGUUAUUGGCAUGCCUGGACAAGGAAAGACCACACUAGCUGGGAAGAUUUUCCGUGAUGAAAAAAUCCAGUAUGAGUUCCCAACUCGAAUAUGGGUUUAUGUUUCUCAGCAGUUUUCCAAGAAGGAUAUCUAUCUAGCCAUUCUGAAAGAGUUUACAAGAAUUGAUGAUGACGAGCGCCAGCAAAAUGAUCAGGAUUUGGCUAAACUAGUUUCUUCCCAUCUGCAGAGUAGAAAAUACUUGAUUGUGAUGGAUGAUGUAUGGACAACUCAGGAUUGGGAUAAAAUCCAGACUGCCUUGCCAAAGGCUUAUAGUGGUGGUAAGGUAUUGAUCACAAGCCGUCAUCGAGAAGUGGCCCUACAUGCUAAUAAACAGAGACAACCCCACAUGUUGCGUUUCUUGACUCAAGAGGAGAGUUGGGAGCUGCUCCAGUAUGAGGUUUUUGGAAAGCCUGAGUGUCCCUCCGAAUUGGAAAAUCUUGGAAAGCUAAUUGCCGAGCAGUGUGAUAGGUUACCACUAGCAAUAGUGGUAAUAGGAGGCAUUCUUCUCAAAAUAUUUGCAGAGUCAAAUGAUCUGGCUGCGAGGAAAGUUGCAUGGGAAAGAGUAUCUAAUAGUGUGAGUACAUACCUAAAUGAGGAUCCGCAACGACGCAUGGAAAAAAUUAUUGCAUUGAGUUAUGACAACCUGCCUUACCACUUGAGAGCUUGCUUUCUGUAUCUGGGGAUGUUCCCUGAAGACUUUGAGAUCCCAGCGUGGAAAUUAAUCAGGAUGUGGAUUGCAGAAGGAUUCAUACAGCAGAAGGAUAGUAUCACCCUGGAGGAGACUGCUGAAAUCUAUUUGGAUGAACUUAUUAACAGGAACUUAAUGAGAGUAGACAAAAGGAGACCUGAUGGCAGAGUUAAAACAUGCCGCAUCCAUGACAUGUUGCGUGAGUUCUGCAAAAAUGAAGCUGGAAGUGAAAGGGAGAACUUUCUCCAAGAAAUAAGAAUGACCCCUGAAGGAUUUCAACCUCCGGUUGAUACAGUAGACAAGUAUCGUCGUAUUUGUAUACAUUCCAACGUUGUGAACUUUAUCACUAAGAAACCUUAUGGUCAUCGUGUUCGGUCUUUUGUUUGUUUCUCCAAAGAGGAAGCUGCCUUGCCAGUAGAAAACACUUCAUCCAUCCCUGCAGGUUUUAAACUGCUUAGAGUUUUGGAUGUCAAGCCAAUCAAAUUUGCAAAAAUCCCGAGCGACAUGUACCAAUUGGUGCAUUUGCGGUACAUUGCCCUGUCCUUUAAUUCGUCAGUUCUUCCUGCAGCCUUUGCCAAGCUCUGGAACAUAGAAACUCUUAUUGUUGAUACAUCACAACGCACUCUCGAGAUCAAAGCUGAUAUUUGGAAGAUGAGUCAGUUGAGGCAUCUGAAGACAAAUGCAUCGGCUACUUUACCUAAGGCUGGAAAGAGUGCUAAAGAAAGUGAAAAGCUUCAAACACUGGGUAAAAUUUCACAUGAAAGUUGCACAGAAGAAUUUUUUGACAGGGCUCGAACAUUGAAACAAUUGGGCAUUCGCGGAAGGCUAGCUUCGCUCCUGGAUGGCAAGACCAUCUCAUUUAAUGGUUUAGUGAAACUGGGAAAUCUUGAAAAGCUGAAGCUUCUGAAUGAUGCAUGGCCUAGCGCUGCUUCAGAAGGCAAGCUGCGUGGCCUUCCUCCGCCGUAUCAAUUCCCACCAAAGCUGAAGAGCCUUACAUUGGCGGAUACUUUCCUUGAUUGGAGUCAUAUGUCCAUCCUUGGAUUGUUGGAGAAUCUUGAGGUGCUGAAGCUGAAAGAUAAAGCAUUCUCGGGGAAGAUCUGGGAGGCAAAAGAUGGAGGCUUUCGCCGUCUGGAAGUCUUGCACAUUGGCCGCACUAAUUUAACUUUCUGGGUGGCCUCACAUCAUCAUUAUCCCAGACUUAGACACCUUGAGUUGCACAACUGUGAGGAACUUAAAGAAGUUCCAAUAGGUCUGGCUGAUAUUCCAACUUUCCAACUGCUGGAAUUGCACCGUACUACUGAUGCAGCUAACUCAGCAAUUAAAAUUUUUGAAGCCAAACAACGAAAAGAGCAAGAGCCAAACACUAAUGGUGAAUUCAAGCUUUCCAUUUUCCCUCCUCCUCACAUUCAAACUUGACCGGUACACCAUGCAAGCUGCCCCUGAGCUCAGAGACGACGCCUGAUCUAUGGGAUCCCGUUGUCAACCUGACUGGUGAGCCUGAACCUGAACCUGAAUCUGAAUCUGUUGUGUUUUGUUUGUUUGAAGCACUACAUUGGGAUUUGUAUCAAUGUGUGUCCCUAAAUGUUCCACUGUUGUUUGUGAGUCAAUAAUGUUAUUCACUUGCUUCGUGCUAUCUCGGCCUGUAACCACAUUUCAUGUAAACUAUUGCCUGAUGCUUGUAUUGUGACACUCUCAUUCAAGUUUAGCAUUGUUCUCAGUA
Molecule: messenger RNA, 3058 nt
Organism: Andrographis paniculata
Lineage: Eukaryota; Viridiplantae; Streptophyta; Magnoliopsida; Lamiales; Acanthaceae
Product: disease resistance protein RPP8-like
Exons: 3
Coding region: 88-2754 (888 amino acids)
Biological process (GO): defense response to other organism
Molecular function (GO): ADP binding
Source: RefSeq, a predicted model, not a curated record